UGCGCCUCCACAUGGACAAUACCCAACGCCGCCUUUAGCCUCAAGAAGCCUAUGAGAACGCCUUCCGGCCGUCACAUUGCCAUUUAGGAAGCACAUCUCCCGGAGAGUACCGUAGACCUUUCAAUGAAAUUGCGAAGGCGUUGAGGCCAAGAAAUCCUUCUAAUCUAAUGUUUUCUGAGUUUUUCGAGGCAUUGAGCAAUGGACGCGGCUGCAGUGUGGCCAGCGACAUCGAGGCACGGCGCGAACCACUUCUUUGAAAAUGUAUUAGGAAACAGGGAAAUUUAUGAAGAAAACGCGAAAUUUAUGUUCACCAAUGAUGGCCUCAUUGAACUUGAAGUAUGCGACUUAGAUGGAUCAGGUAUACUUGAUGUUCUCCGAACUAGUGGGAUCAACUUCCUGACAACACUGAGCAGGAUGCAAGGCCAAGAAGCUUUGCAACCAAAAGGAACUGCAAAUGUACUUGUAUGUAAUGUUGGAACUUAUGGUGCGAUGAGUUUGGGCGUUAGUUUCAAAACUAACCAAUUUCCAAGGGAUGGAAUAGAGAACAUUGGGCUUAGAAGUAAUUAUCCUUUGAAGUCUAUGGCUAGGACAUUCUUCGUUCGCCAAAAGCAUUCUAGGGCAGAGAUGAAGCUGUCAAAAGAAUCCAUGUCUUCAAUCCUCGCCCAGCUUCAAGCGUUUCCAUCCUUUGUGAACAUCCUUUCCUCGUUUAGACUUCAAACUCGAGAAUCCACAACGGCUAUAAUAGGCUCUGGUGCUUUCUAUGGUCUUACCAACGCCGAUAACGCGGCAUACGAAACAGCGUACCUGCUAAAAUAUGUCGAGCACAACGGAAGAAUUGGAGAUUGCUGGUCGAUUAGACAAAUGGCUUUCUAUCAGCACUUUGACACGCGCAACAACGUAUCACAGAGUCUCCUCAUUCAGACCUCCGACCAAGUUCAAAAGCGAAUCUUCCAGCUUGUUCAGGAUGGGCACAUGGUCGAUUUUCCAAACCAUUGGACAUCAUUUCAUGAAGUUUAUCUAGGAACUUUGAGCCAUAAUUGGGGAGAAUACAUUGAGUGGGUUGACACUCAACUCUCGAAAGUAGAUUUCGACUACUUCUUUACCAAAGUAGAUGCUGCGAGUCCAACUAGAAUACACUUCCACAAUUUACAACUUCUAAACAAAGGAAUUGAUAUUGCAACCAAGAUGUCGCAUGCUCUACAAUCGAAUAUCGACAUUCUCAAUUUACUUUUCGAAGAAGCGAUUCGCAGGUCCACAAUCGAAGGAGAAAGUUCGGCGAAGCGGUACCAACAGUUCCAAGAAGCUGUCCGAGUGUGCAUCACAGAGCAAACAUUUUUCAAGAAGCAUGUUGAUCUUCUUCAUACUUUUGCUGAUCGGCGUAGUCUUCAGCUGAGAGAUGCAAUUGCACUUCAAGACAGCAACAUCAUGAUGGGGAUGAACCAAGUUACAACCCAAGAGACAAGAACCAUGCGGACCAUCACCUUGAUUGCCAUGAUAUAUCUACCUGCUUCUUUCACAGCAACCUUUAUGGGGACGGGUUUCGUACAUGUGGAGAGUCUUGCUGGAGUCAUGCGUGUUAGUGUGAGCAAGGAUAUAUACUUCUAUCUUGCUAUAACCAUUCCAUUAAUGGCGGUCACGUUCUUAGUAUGGGGGUUUUGGGAAUGUAAAAUGAGAAGGAAGACCAGAAAUGGCUAUAUUGGGCAUGAAGAUGUGGAAAAGUUGAAAAUCAAGUAGCCGAGUGGCUCAUAGCAAUAUGAUUCUUCGUAAGAUUGCUCUCCCGGAAUAGUAUUGAGGUCUUGAGCCGCC
This is a messenger RNA of Hyaloscypha bicolor E, 1806 nucleotides long. RefSeq lists its product as uncharacterized. Bases 199 to 1734 code for a protein of 511 amino acids. The record is from RefSeq and is a predicted model, not a curated record. Lineage: Eukaryota; Fungi; Ascomycota; Leotiomycetes; Helotiales; Hyaloscyphaceae. The transcript has 6 exons.